CUUGUCAUUCAUUUCUAAUUUCUGUCACAAAUCACAAUUGAAAAUUUAGAAAAACCUUAAAAAUAUGAAUUGCAUUUCACAAAAUCAUUAACGUCACAACCAAAACGUGCUUAGUAUCUCUCUAAAUCUAUUAAAUUAUUUCAUAUAAAUAUUAGAACGCGAGGGAAAGGGAGUUCUGAACCCAGUUGAAAGUAUAUAGGUAAUUCAACAAAAAUGGUUUGUGUCCCAUGUUUCAUCGUUCCAGUUCUGCUAUUCUUAUGGCACAAGUUUAUUCAGCCUUACGUUUUACGUUUUUGGAACCCAUGGGCUGUUAAAAAUGCGGAAGGAAAUACUACAACUGAAUUCCCAUUUAAGUGUGAAGGUGGUGUUUGUGCGUUUAAGAAAAAUAAAGAUGCUGACAAUGUUGACAAGGUACCUACUGCCAACGUAUCCAAAAUUGAAAAAACUCCAGAUGUGAGGCUUAAGUCGGAAUAAAAAUAACUGUGAUAAUUUAUUAUUUAUACUAAAUAAAAUUAACGACCAUUCAUAACA
Molecule: messenger RNA, 531 nt
Organism: Pieris napi
Lineage: Eukaryota; Metazoa; Arthropoda; Insecta; Lepidoptera; Pieridae
Product: UPF0729 protein AAEL015238
Exons: 1
Coding region: 214-474 (86 amino acids)
Source: RefSeq, a predicted model, not a curated record